Molecule: messenger RNA, 818 nt
Organism: Carassius carassius (crucian carp)
Lineage: Eukaryota; Metazoa; Chordata; Actinopteri; Cypriniformes; Cyprinidae
Product: putative lipoyltransferase 2, mitochondrial
Exons: 2
Coding region: 163-810 (215 amino acids)
Biological process (GO): protein lipoylation
Cellular component (GO): mitochondrion
Molecular function (GO): lipoyl(octanoyl) transferase activity
Source: RefSeq, a predicted model, not a curated record
UUGUAAAAAUAGUUGUAGAGGCAGCAUAUCAUGUCACACUGUUAGUUACUUACACUGUCAUUCCAACCUCUUGUGGAUUAAAACAAAUAAACUACGGGAAGUAAUUGUGACCUUGUUUUCUGUGUCUUUACCUGAUGCUUCAAAAGCCGAAGUGAGGACACAAUGCCGGUCUCUAGGGCAGCUGUGAAGGUGGUGCAUUUGGGGAGGAUUUCUUUCCGCGGUGCCUUGCAGGUCCAGCAGCAGCACAUAAAGCAGCAUCUGGAUUCGUGCAGCAGCAGCAGCCCAAACACUUUAUUACUGUGUGAACACGAGGCUGUGUACACCGUGGGCAUCAGACGUGCUCCUUACCCUCCUGAGGAGGAGCAGAGACUCCGAGCGCUGGGCGCAGGCUUCGUCCGCACCAACCGAGGAGGUCUAAUAACGUUUCACGGUCCUGGUCAGCUGGUGUGUUAUCCCGUCCUGAACCUGGUCUGCUUUAAGAAGAGCGUGAGAUGGUAUGUGUGUCAACUGGAAAGGACUGUGAUCAAGAUGUGCCGUAAAUUUAGGAUCGAAUCCUCCACUUCUCCGGAUACAGGUGUCUGGGUGGGCAACAACAAAAUCUGUGCAAUUGGUAUUCACUGUGGAAGAUACAUCACCUCCCAUGGACUGGCUCUUAACUGCAACACAGACUUGAGUUGGUUUGAUAACAUUGUGCCGUGUGGGAUUGUGGGUAAAGGUGUGACGUCACUGAGCCGAGAGCUGGGACGAGACGUCCCAACUGAGGAAGCCGUACCAAAACUGCUGGAAGCCUUUACUGAACAGUUUAACUGAACUUUAAU